Molecule: messenger RNA, 267 nt
Organism: Parastagonospora nodorum SN15
Lineage: Eukaryota; Fungi; Ascomycota; Dothideomycetes; Pleosporales; Phaeosphaeriaceae
Exons: 2
Coding region: 1-267 (88 amino acids)
Source: RefSeq, a predicted model, not a curated record
AUGAGCGAACCAUCCCCCAACCCCGAGCAACAAAUCCUCGAAGAAUCCACCUCCACAUCCACCCCCCUCGCAAACGGCACGCCCCUCCCCGCAGACAUAGAAAUGGCCGACUCGGCACCAACUCCAGCUGCAGAAUCCACACCCGACAGCGCAGGCGCCUACGCAGCCGAUUCCGCAUGGGAGCCCGACGAGGGUGUAUUUGAAUCAGUAUGUCACGCCGCAUUUGCUCGAGGCGAUGAAGCAUUUGGCGACGACGGAGCCGGAUAA